Messenger RNA from Nycticebus coucang (slow loris), 4619 nucleotides. It is a transcript of the gene NANOS3, whose product is annotated as nanos C2HC-type zinc finger 3. Bases 3777 to 4307 code for a protein of 176 amino acids. Gene Ontology annotation, cellular component: perinuclear region of cytoplasm. Gene Ontology annotation, molecular function: zinc ion binding; mRNA binding. Gene Ontology annotation, biological process: oogenesis; negative regulation of translation. The record is from RefSeq and is a predicted model, not a curated record. The transcript is spliced from 2 exons. NCBI's taxonomy places the organism in Eukaryota, Metazoa, Chordata, Mammalia, Primates, Lorisidae.
UCACCAGGCACAGAGGGAAGCUUGGAUGUAAAGAGCCAGACACAUAAACAGGCAAAACCGGACAGUCUGAGACAGGUGCACAGGGCAAGAGACCCAGACCCAACAUGUGAGAGGCACAGUCAGACUCAGUCAGGCAACCCCAGGGCUCACAAAGAGACAAGUGGACACAAAAGCAGACUGUCAGACCACGAGUUCUCACCCCUCAGCUUAAACCCUGCCUUCUUGCCCCAGCCCUGUUUUCCUCCUAGCUCACAUCAGAACCCAAACCCCCAAAUGGUCCUUCCCCUGUCCCAAGGAGUAUUGUGGGGAUACCCCUCACAGGAACCUCCUUCCUAGGCAGGUCAAGGCCAAAUCCCUCAGAGGAGAGGGGACAGACAGAAGUGUCUAGGGACACUCUGCUACCCGCAUCAGUGUGCCAGAAUGUCCAAUGCCUGACACCCUCUCCAUUACAGCUAAAACAAAGCUUUUGAGGAACCACUGGAAGUUCAUAAUUCUCAGAGCCUCACCCUCCCCAUGUAUAAAAUGGACAUCCUAGUAAUAGGUAGAAGUCUGCAAACUGUCCUUACAUUAUUAUAAUGAUAACCUUUGUAUGCCCAACUCACCCUCCUCCCUUCUGGCCAUUCUCCUUCUCAGGGCCAGGAUCUUUGUUCUUCCUCAGAAGGGCCUGGAUACUUUGUGGGGGUUGGGGGUAAAGAGAAGCAGCCCCAUCCCCCCACCUGAAUGGGGGCCUGCUGGUCGUGGUGGGGAAGGGCGUUCCACCUCGAGCUCUAGGGAUGGUGAGAGGGCGGGCUGUGGGGGAAGGGCUCCAGAAAAUAGGCGGGCGCGUCAGAAAGGCGAAUCUUAUUCGGAUAGGGCUCCAAGGGGCCCUAGAUAGUUUGGUUUGGGGGAGGGCUCGGUCCGGGUGGACCUUAGGUGGUUUGGGCUCCAUGGGGGCAUCCUUGGGUACCCCUUAGGGAUGCAGUGCCUUUGGGUCUGUGAGAGCAAGCUUUAGAGGCAUGACUUCGGGGGCGGGGUCUGUGGCCUGGAGGCUCCGGGAGCAGCCACUUGAAGUACCCUAAGGGGCAGGCUCUAUGGGCGGAGCCAUAGGGGAAUUGGGCUCUUUGGGGACCUGCUCAGAGAGGGGUUUAUGGGGGUCGAAUUUGUGUGUUCUGGUGACUGGGCUUUUAAGGACGGGUCUUGGCUGGUGCCAUCCGGGUCUUUGGGCAGGCUCUGUCUGGUGGGGUCCUGAAGCGCGAAGUCGGGGCCCUAUGCGGAGGCGUGCAGCCUCCAUCUCCGAGGGGUGUAGCGAAUUCAUUGAAGCUCACUUGAGGGUCCUCCAUCCACCUUGCGAUUAUGGCUGAAAUUCCUUUAGGACCCAGUUAUUCUCAGUGGAAUGACAGGGACCACGAAAUUCCAAUGCUCCUUCUUUUCCAGUCUUCGGAGUCCCCAGACCCAGGUGGUGGGGAUAGAGGGGCACUCUCCUUUUCCAGGUCACUGCCUGAACAAUAGGGGGAGAAGUAGCUGCAGGCCUGGGGCACCCUAGAGGAGGGGGGGCUCCGAAUUCUGUGCGUUCCCUAGAAGGAGAGGCUGGGGGAGGGAGCACCACCUCCUGUUUUGAGGCCCCAGGGGCAGCCCUGGCGGCAUAGCUAUGUGCUGGGGCGCUGAAUCCAGAAGGAUCCAAGUUCAGAUGCUCUGAGACUCCGCAGGCAGGCAGAGGCAUUUUCCCUGUCCUGUGGUACCCCCAACACCCACUUUCAAAGUCAAGAUGGCCUACAACCCCUGGGGGGUUGUUGUGAUUCAUAAACAAUGUGCCCCGGAACACAGUGAAGCUCAGGGAAGGUAUUACAUUGUAUUAAAAUGACUUGUUUAUCUUUAUGUUGCAUCAAUGCCCCCGGGUGGCCAGAACUCCUGGCUGCCAGACUUCCCGGGGCCACUUCUUGGAAUCCCUCCUCCAUCUCUCCCUAUAGCAGUGCCCUUUGGCCUCAGUCUCCCCAGUAGCUGCACCUCCCAAGGCUGCUUUGAAGAUUAUUUGAGUAAACUGAAGAGAGCACUGCUACAUCUAUGUAGCAAAGGCCACAUAAAUAUUUACUGUUAUAUUUGUCUUUUGUUUUUCCCAGACCUAGGAGCAGACAAUUGGCACCACAUAAUAACUGUUUGGUGAUUUAUGAAAGUCAGUGGGACCCUUAACUCCCUUUUCUGCUUCCCCAUACUAUCUGGUUCCCUGCUGCUUCUCCCCCAACUCCAGGUCCCUAAGAUCUGCCAAGGGUUUGGGGGAACAUUCAACCUGUCGGUGAGUUUGGGCAGCUCAGGCAAACCAUCGACCGUUGAGUGGACCCCGAGGCCUGGAACAACCGUCCUCUCUUGUCCAGCCAUCUGUAACCUCCAUCUUCCAGAUCUGGGGGGCCAGGGAGCCACUAAUCUAGCCUGAGCACCUCUUCUCCCUUAGGCCACAGGGAAGGUCACAAUCAACAUUCAUUGUUGUCGGUGGGUUGUGAGGACCAAGGCCAGACCCACCGGGGGAUGAAUGUCACUGUGGCUGGGCUGGACAUGGCCUAAGGGGAAUGAGAAGGGCAUGCAGACCAACUCACCCCCCAAAAUCACUCAGCCCAUUCCUUUCUCUGCCACGGUGGGACCCUUGGAGAGAGGGGAUGGUGUCUGGGAUUUCAGUGGACACAGACUGUCUUUAGGCAUAGAUCCCAGAGGUGAGGGUGAGGUAAUCAGAAGCUGGGGGCCGGCAAUUAGAAGCCCUUUCUAAAAGGGGGUGGUUAAUUCUGCUCCCCUGAGGGCUCAGUGAAGGUUUCUUGAAUGAAUGGAUAGGUAGAUGGAUGGAACAGCCCCUCUUCUUGUGUCCAAGUCCUAAACCCAGCUUUCUACCCUCCUAGCUGGGUGUCCCCAGACCCUUGGUGUCUGGACAUCUUGGCACAGGUGGAUGCUUUCAGUCUGGAGUCAGGUUGGUGAUUCCUGAGGGGCUGGGGGUCCUAUUAGCCCAACUGGGCUUCUGCUUUCCCUUAUCCCAGUGUUCUUUCUCACCCCCACUCCAUGUUAGGCUAGGGAUCUGCUGCCUCCCAACAUCCAGCCCCACACCCAGUCAGGGGACUCCAGCAACUGGAAGGAGGAGGCAGAUUUAAACUUCAAACCUCAAUUUGUUCAUACAUUAAAUGGGAGUUCCACUAAGACAAUGGAUGUGAAAACUCCCAGAAGGAAGCCAGAAAUGGGGAGGGUGGAUCUUGUCACUCUAGCCCUUGAGCCAGGGGCUGCCCUCCUUCCAGAGACAGAUGGAGCUUCAGCAUAUCUCCCCCCGCAACCCCUCCCCAGACCAAGGAAGGAAGAAAGAAGUUACUAAGUUACUGGUCAGUCAAUGCUAGUCUUUGGAGAUGGAGUUCCCACCCCAUCACCCACUGGGGCUGGAGGCUGGAGGGGCAACCUCUUACGAGGGGGAGGUAAGGUAGCCCCCCCCCUCAGUGUGUGUUGGAGUAUGUGGUGCUACAUCUCCAGGUCCCCCUUGCAGCCUGUGUUCUCUUGUCACCCAGCCCACCCAGAGACCAAAUAUCCCUUUGGCAGGUGGAUUAAUGGGGCACCAAGCCCCCCCAUAAAGAACCUCCCACAGCCUGCUCCUCCCCCUUCACACCCCCUUGGAGGUAAAAGGAGGGAAUAGACAGCCCAGACUCCCAGGCUCCAGAGAGGGGAAGGGAGGGGCAGUGGGGCAGGGGCUGAGGAGGGAACUUGGGCCAGGAGCUCCCUCUCUGCCAGGAGCUUCUUCUCUCUCUGCCCUUCUGCCUGGCACAUGUGGCCCAGCUAUGGGGACCUUUGACCUGUGGACUGAUUACUUGGGUUUGGCUCGCUUGGUUGGGGCUCUACGUGGGGAAGAGGAGCCCAAGACUAGGCUGGACCCCCAACCAGAGCCAACGCCGAGUCCAGAGGGUCAGCAGCCCAAUCCAGAAUCAUUGCCAGCCCCUGAACGUCUGUGCUCCUUCUGCAAACACAACGGCGAGUCCCGGGCCAUCUACCAGUCCCACGUGCUGAAGGAUGAGGCGGGCAGAGUGCUGUGCCCCAUCCUGCGUGACUACGUGUGUCCUCAAUGCGGCGCCACCCGGGAACGUGCCCACACCCGGCGCUUCUGCCCACUCACCAGCCAGGGCUAUACCUCCGUCUACAGCUACACUACCCGAAACUCUGCAGGCAAAAGGCUGGCCCGGCCUGACAAGGCGAAGACACAGGAUUCGGGCCACCGCAGAGGAGGAGGAGGAGCAGGUGCCUGCACAGGUUCUAAAGGUGCUGGGAAAUCUUCUGGACCUUCGCCCUCCUGCUGUCCCUCCACUUCCACCUAAGAGGCUGCCUUCGCUGGAGGAUGUGGACUCAGGCUUAAUGGAGGCUGGAUUUCCAGGAAGAUCUACUCUAUGAAGGCCUGCCCCUAGGCCUUUUCCUAGCCUGGCUGUGUGCGUGCGUGCGUGUGUGUGUGUGUGUGUGUGUGUAGGUGUGUAGGGGGGGUGGCUCUUUGGAGCUGGCCAGGGAACACAAAAAUCCCUCCCACCCACCCUUGAGGAAGGCACCCUAUCCUCUUUAUCAAGUUGACAGCCCUGUCAACUGUACUGCUCACAGCUGCCAUCUCCCCCCAGCACUGAGCACUCAGUCAGCACUCA